This is a messenger RNA of Condylura cristata (star-nosed mole), 2196 nucleotides long. RefSeq names its product alkylglycerone phosphate synthase (gene AGPS). Gene Ontology annotation, biological process: lipid biosynthetic process. NCBI's taxonomy places the organism in Eukaryota, Metazoa, Chordata, Mammalia, Eulipotyphla, Talpidae. The transcript has 20 exons. The coding region runs from base 63 to 2111 and encodes 682 amino acids. The record is from RefSeq and is a predicted model, not a curated record. Gene Ontology annotation, molecular function: FAD binding; alkylglycerone-phosphate synthase activity.
CUCCAGGCGCAUGGCACCCGCCGCCCAGUCGCCGCAGUGGCUGCCGGGAUGCGCUGCAGCGAAUGGUCGCGCCGGGCGCCGCUGUGAGUGACCUUUCACCCGCGCCCAGCGGUCCGGGGCGGCGGCACAAGGCGGAAGCCAUGGCGGAGGCGGCGGCUGCAGCCGGCGGGACGAGUGCUGGCGCGGGCUCCGGCCCUGGAACGGACCAGGACCGCGACGCUGAGCGGGACCGCGCCGGGCGGAGGCUGCGGGUUCUCUCGGGCCAUCUGCUGGGCCGGCCGCGGGAGGCUCUGAGUACCAAUGAGUGCAAAGCGCGGAGAACCGCGUCGGCGGCCACGGCGGAGCCCGCGGCGACUCCCGCGGCGCAGGAGUCGGGCACCAUCCCUAAGAAGCGGCAAGAAGUUAUGAAAUGGAAUGGAUGGGGAUAUAAUGAUUCCAAGUUCUUCUUAAAUAAGAAAGGCCAACUUGAGUUGACUGGGAAAAGGUAUCCUCUCAGUGGUAUGAUUUUACCAACUUUUAGAGAAUGGAUCCAAAAUACCCUUGGAGUAAAUAUGGAGCAUAAAACUACCUCUAAAGCAUCCUUAAAUCCUAGUGAUACACCUCCUUCUAUUGUAAAUGAAGAUUUUCUCCAUGACCUUAAAAAAACUAAUAUUUCAUAUUCACAAGAAGCAAUUGAUCGAGUAUUUAGAGCUCAUGGUCAUUGUCUUCAUGAGAUAUUUUUGCUCAGGGAAGGAAUGUUUCAGCGAGUUCCUGAUAUAGUUUUAUGGCCAACAUGUCACGAUGAUGUAGUUAAGAUUGUGAAUCUAGCAUGCAGAUAUAAUCUUUGUAUCAUACCAAUUGGUGGAGGAACAAGUGUUUCAUAUGGCCUAAUGUGUCCUGCAGAUGAAACAAGAACAAUUAUUUCUUUGGACACUUCACAAAUGAAUAGAAUCCUUUGGGUUGAUGAAAACAAUCUGACAGCUCAUGUGGAGGCUGGCAUAACAGGACAAGACUUGGAAAGACAGCUUAAAGAAAGUGGUUAUUGUACAGGUCAUGAGCCAGAUUCCCUGGAAUUCAGCACUUUGGGAGGAUGGGUAUCAACUCGGGCAUCAGGCAUGAAGAAGAAUAUCUAUGGCAAUAUUGAAGACCUGGUGGUUCAUAUAAAAAUGGUAACACCUCGAGGCAUAAUUGAAAAAAGCAGUCAAGGACCUCGUAUGUCAACAGGGCCUGAUAUCCAUCACUUCAUCAUGGGAUCUGAAGGAACUCUUGGUGUGAUAACAGAAGCUACAAUAAAAAUCAGACCAAUCCCUGAAUACCAAAAGUAUGGCUCAGUAGCUUUCCCUAAUUUUGAACAAGGAGUAGCCUGUUUAAGAGAAAUUGCAAAACAGAGAUGUGCUCCUGCAUCUGUUCGCCUAAUGGACAACCAGCAGUUUCAGUUUGGUCAUGCUCUUAAACCUCAGGUUUCCUCUAUUUUUACAUCAUUUCUGGAUGGACUAAAAAAGUUUUACAUUACAAAGUUUAAAGGAUUUGAUCCAAAUCAGAUAAGUGUUGCCACAUUACUGUUUGAAGGGGACCGUGAGAAGGUUCUUCAACAUGAAAAACAAGUAUACGACAUUGCCGCAAAAUUUGGUGGAUUGGCAGCUGGAGAAGAUAAUGGACAGAGAGGUUAUUUACUGACCUAUGUCAUUGCGUACAUUCGAGACUUGGCCUUGGAAUACUAUAUAGUAGGAGAAUCUUUUGAGACUUCUGCUCCUUGGGACAGAGUUGUUGAUCUCUGCAGAAAUGUAAAAGAAAGAAUAAUAAGGGAAUGCAAAGAGAAGGGUGUUCAGUUUGCUCCUCUUUCUACAUGCAGGGUCACGCAGACUUAUGAUGCAGGUGCAUGUAUCUACUUCUACUUUGCCUUUAACUACAGGGGAAUAAGUGACCCACUGACUGUGUUUGAACAAACUGAGGCAGCUGCUAGAGAAGAAAUCCUUGCUAAUGGAGGGAGCCUGUCACAUCAUCAUGGAGUCGGCAAGUUACGGAAGCAGUGGCUAAAGGAAAGUAUCUCUGAUGUCGGCUAUGGGAUGCUGAAGUCUGUCAAGGAAUAUGUGGACCCCAAUAACAUCUUUGGAAACAGAAACCUUUUAUAAAUCCAUCACUAUUGUUACAAAAAAAGUAAAAAAAAAAAUUUUUUUUGAAAUCUUCAGCUAUGGUUAUACCAGUAAUCAUAUAUAU